This is a messenger RNA of Porites evermanni, 6864 nucleotides long. Lineage: Eukaryota; Metazoa; Cnidaria; Anthozoa; Scleractinia; Poritidae. The record is from the annotation of a GenBank genome assembly.
UGCCUUCCAAAUAUCCCGUGGAAUGGAAUACCUGGCGUCUAAAAAGGUAAAAUACUAACGGCUUUUCUCAAACAAAAUCAGACGCCCACAUUUAUUUAAAUGUUAUUUGCGAGCACUUGUUCUCUCGCCCUUUUCGUGAUCUUAUUCGUUAAUUUGACUGACAGUCUGGGCUUGUUGUUUUGCGCCGAGGUAAAUGUAAUUAUUCUCGCGAAGCGCAAGUACCGCGCAUGGUCUUAGCGACCUGCAAUAUACAGCUAUUUCGAGAAAGGUUGUCGGAAAAAGUACACGGGACAAUCCCGAAAGGUCUUGUGGGUGGUUUUGAGUUCUCUGUUCUUCAAAGAAUUUUGAAAGAAUGGCGCGAAAAGCCAUAAACGUAUGUUGCACAUGCUAAAGGAAAGCAACAAGAGAAGAUUCGCCAGAGAUACUGGAUCAUAAGUUUCUGGGAAACUACCUACCUACCCCUCCCCUAAGCCAACAUUAACACUUUGUUCUCACUUAGGGCAAAAUGUUGGCUUAGGGAAGGGGUAGGUGGGCAGAUUCCCAGAAGCGUAUUAUAAUGAUACUCUCCAAAAUUUCGUAUCUAGUUGUGUGCCGCCUACGGCCGCAAACCCUGACCCUAUCAAAAAUUGACAGCCCGAAAAAUGACGCCCCAUUUAAGGGGAAAACAAAAACUAACAACUUAAUGGCAACACACAAACCUUAAUUAAACCGCUUUCCAAAUACUCUAAGAAAUAGUCCAGUUUUUAACAGAUGAUUUGUUUCUUGUGUAGCUGGGCAAUUACUCACUUGAGUCUUAACUGAUACAAAUUAGGUAACCUAUUUAACGUUCACAUGUACACCACCUGGGACGCAAUGCCAAUAAGGCCAAAAAAAGAUAUUCUAUUUAUUUUAAGGAUGGAGGCCUUUAAAAACCAUACCCUAUCUGGCGGCAUGUAGCUAUCUAACCUAUAUAUGGGAGAACUCCUCCCCCGGUUUUUUGUUUUGUGGUGACAAUUGAGUGUUUGAGAGGACCGUAAAUGAUGUAAUGGACGGCCCCUUCCAAAGUCCGGGCAUGCCCAGAAGGAAAAUGUUUGGGGUUUAAUUUUGUUGUUGUUUUCUUUCUUAUUUGUUUGUUUAUUUAUUUACCGUUUUUCUUUUUUUGCCUGCCUGUUUGACUAGUGUAUUCACCGAGAUUUGGCGGCCAGAAACGUCCUCGUGGGAGAAGACUACGUUAUGAAGAUCGCUGACUUUGGUCUCGCGCGCGAUAUUUACAAGAGUGACUUGUAUGUGAAGACGACAAGUGGUGUAUUGCCAAUCAAGUGGAUGGCUCUGGAAUCGUUGUUUCAGAAGGAGUACUCACAGAAGAGUGAUGUGUAAGUACAAGUAACAUGCCAAAAGUGUUGAAGGGGUAUGUGUUUAUAUUGAGGCAACUAAUAUAUUGCACCAUCAAGCGUUUUUUCGGGGCGCCACGCAACUCUUUACAAGGCCUCUCUGUAUUGGCUGUGAAAACAAUAGACAUAGAAAUAUAACAAUGACUCUAUCCCUAAAACAAUGGAGCUACGUUUUAUGGAGAACCAAUGAAAUUAGUCUGAAUCUGUUUUUUCGCCCCAUGUAAGGAAAUUCAAGACAGUUUUGGAUUCUAGAUACCGGAUUCUAGUUAGUGGAUUCCAAGCUUUGAAGCAUGGAUUCAUGCUUUCAAUCGUUAGUGGGAUUCCGGGUUCAUUGAGCUAUAUUCCGGAUACCAAAGCCCAGGAUUCCAGAUACCACAAGCACAAAUUUCCCAGAUUCUGGAAUCCACCAGCAACAAAUUUCUCGAAUUCCGGAUUCCACAAGCAACAAAUUUCCCAGAUUCUGGAUUCCACAAGCAACAAAUUUCCCGGAUUCCGGAUUCCACAAGCACCAAAUUUCCCAGAUUCCGGAUUCCACAAGCAACAAAUUUCCCGAAUUUCAGAUUCCACAAGCAACAAAUUUCCCGGAUUUUGGAAUCCACAAGCAACAAAUUUCCUGGAUUCCGGAUUCCACAAGCAACAAAUUUCCCAGAUUCUGGAAUCCACAAGCAACAAAUUUCCCGAAUUCCGGAUUCCUCAAGCAACAAAUUUCCCAGAUUCUGGAUCCUACAAGCAACAAAUUUCCCGGAUUCCGGAUUCUGGAAUCCACAAGCAACAAAUUUCCCGGAUUCUGGAAUCCGGAAUCCGGAUUCCUUACAUGAGGCGAGUUUUUUAAGUUCUCAAAUUUGCAUUCGACUCGUGCCUAUGAAUCACGAAAUGCACUCGCGUUCAUGCGCUUUUUAUAGCACGCGAGAAAGAAAAAAACUGUUGAUCCUUGAUUUAUUUUGCAUGCCUGCUUUCAGUCCGCUGUACUAGAGUUAAGAAGCGGCUUAAUCAUCUGUCUCUACAAGUACACAGUUUAACUUCUUAUUCCCUUUCUUCUGCUUAGAGAGUUUAUGUUUUAAACUUUGGGGUUUAACUUUGCAGAUGGUCUUUUGGUAUUUUAUUGUGGGAGAUCUUUACACUUGGCGGGACACCGUAUCCCACCAUUCCUAUGGAAUAUCUCCUUGACUUUCUCUGUGAUGGAAGGCGUAUGGAAAACCCUCAAAACUGCCCCUUGGAGGUUUAUAACAUUAUGCAGAAUUGCUGGCUGGAGGAUCGGGAUAAGCGACCAGAAUUUGCUCAGAUCAGCAUUUUGAUUGGCAAAAUACUCGAGCAACGUGCUUGCCAGGUGAGUCCUUUCAGCCCAGAAGAAUGGUGAAAUAAUUGUGGAGUUUGUGUAGGUAAUAGCAUGAUUUUUAGUGAUAUCUGGCAUAAAUGCCGCGAGUGAUAUUUCAAAAUUGUUAUACGAAAUUUCACGAGCCGUUAGGCGAGUGAAAUUUGAGACAAUUUUGAAAUAUCACGAGUGGUAUUUAUGUCAAAUAUCACGUACAAAUCAUGCUAUUAUUUGUUUAUACUACUACCCACAAAAGGUUUGUAAUUUUCACAUGUAGGUAUUUCAAAUUAAGCUGAAAUACCACUGCUCUAAGAUGGUUAAAGCACCAAAUUUUGGCAUAAUGAUAGUUUACGACACAGUAGACAAUAUUGGUUAUGGACCCCUUCUAGAUCUAUCCCAUAAUUCCAAACACAGCAUACUUUGGGAGAAGAACAUAACCGACUUUUUGAAGGCUUUAAUAACUACGGAUAGCAUAAAGAUCUUUUCUAUUACAUUUUGUUCUCUAGUUACUGUUUAUUGCACUUGCAAAAUAGCGAAAGACGCUUUCAGAGUUGUCAGUUAACGUUACAACUUUUUACAUGCAGCAUUGCGCUGUAGCUCGUUUCGUUUUAAAACAGUAAUUUGUCUGUAGCUGAGAUGUACAAUGUUGUAUACCACUGAAAGACAGUGUCUUUUUACUGUAAAUUAAUAACGUUAAUGCAGUUUAAAGACGAGUGUGAGCAUGAUUUUAGGUACUGAACACUUAAAACUUCAAGUGGAGUCAUAAAAGUGACGUGAUCAUAGUGACCUCUUUUAUACGUACACCUUUCUAAUACGAACACUUUGUUCUGUCCCUUCGGUGUCCGUAUUAGAGAGGUUCGACUGUAUAUAGUUUUUCGAGGGACCGCUUGUUUUACUUUCUUUAAAAGGUGGCUUACUACAAUUUUCGGAUACGUCAUCGUACGGGAUAAUAAACAUAGCCGUACGGGCCGGGGGGGCGAGGGGGGCUGCAGCCCCCCCAAAUUUUGGGCAACUCAGUUUUUUGGGGCAGCUAGAGAAAAAUUUGGGCAAAAUCAGUUUUAAGACGUUUCCGUUUUUUUAAAUCAUUAUUUUUAAAUCAUUAUUUUUUCUAUUUUAACCUGAAGUUGGCGUAAUAAUCUAGUACUGCUACAUUCACACGAGACAGUGGUUGCCUAGCACGUAAUGAGUUUCUAGUUAUAAGGGAAGGGUAUCAUGUGGUGAUUUUUUUUAUUGUUGGGCACUGUACUGCAGUGGGCUAUUUCCAGUCGUGAAUUGAUUAGAAUAAACUUCCGCCUAACUUUCUAGAAUCAUCUCCGCCCGUAGAACAGUGUAUGGCAGAUAACAUCAGCAAUGGGUCUGAAAGUGAAGAAGUGGCUGACUAAUUCUCAGUUUGAAUUACCCCUAGAAUCGUAAUUUUUUUAAAAAAAAUCUAUCGAGUGGUUUAAAAAUUAAAUUAUUCACUAAUUUGUUAAAGUAGACCGAAAUGUUUACAAAACCGCUAACAAGAGCGCCAUGAUACAUACUAAAUACUCGAAUCCUUUUUUGGUCCGAGCUAUCUCCAUGAUCUUUUACCCACGUUUUAAAAAGACUGAUACUACUAUGAGGUGAAAUUGCAUCGUUUUCUACAGAUAACGGCCAAACAUCAAGAUUUUCCUUUUUUACCGUAUUUCUAACGAUAAAAACUUUAUCCGAAAAUAUCUCCGCAAUGCUCUUACGGAUUCCGUUUUAACUUUACGAACAUCGAGGCGACUAUUGGAGGAAAAUGCUCACGUGAACGAUUUUGGAAGAACAGUUCCCAGUGAGGAAUGUUGCUGCAAGUAUAAUUGGUAAUGGCGUCAUUUGGUUGCUAUGACAACUCCGAUAUUAUUGCAACCAUGAUCAUGACAAAUUUUCAUCUCUAAUACAACUGUGGUGGCAAUGUUUAUGGUGUCGUAGUCUAUGCUCAAAAAAAAUUCACAGGUAUUGACCCUGAAAACCUGUAUCGAGCCACUUUCAUCUGCUAGUACGGCCUAUGUUGUUGCAUUGUAUGGCCCUCGUUUCUGUUCGACUGUUUUGUAAAAAUUUGGGCAACUUGCAAGAAUUUUUUGGGCAAAUGGUUUACCGCCCCCUCUGGCAAAAAAUUGCCCGUACGCCUAUGAUAAUAAAACAUUACCUGAGUGUGAAUAGUACAGCAAAAGUUCCUGAAAUAUAUGCGUGGAUAUCGACCAGUACUCAAAAUAGGCUAUAUUUCCGCUGCUCUCUCGGGUCAGGGCGGGCUCAUUUCCCGAACAGUGGCUAGUAAUCGAUCUUAUUGUCAGAAUGGAUCAGUAAAUAUACUAGCCUGCGAGCAAGCUGUCCGGGGCGCCCUGUCGGCGGGGCGAAGGGAAGGAGAGCUUGCAACGACGUCUCUGGAAUUUGAAUAUCUGCAUCGAAAAAGUCGAGGCGAAAUGCUGAUUGGCGGAGAUGACAUUAGUAAUGACGUCAUUACCCUUGGUACGUGUUUUUCAAUGUUGUUUACGUUCGCUUUCGUUUCCCCUUCGCUCUGAUUGGCGGAAAUCUGAAAAAGCUCAGUCGACGGGGAGCCGCAGGGGAAUUGGAGGUGGAAUUCAAAUUGCAAUCUGUCCUCCCUUUACCCGCCCCGCCGCCAGGACGCCCCGAAGAGCUGCUCGCAGGCUAUAAAUAUACGUGUUAGGGUUAUCUGUGAUGUACUGUUAUUCUUUUGGCCUCGUCAAUUUCUCAAUUCUUGGUUGACUGUAGUUUGUAUAUCUCUAAGAAAGUCAAACCGUUUGCAGAUGUUUUUACAAAGGCAGCACUUUCUUCUCAGUUCAGUUUAAAGACCCUGAGUGUUGGUUCGGCCGGGGUUUGAACCAACGGCCUCCCACUCAGCAGACCGGCGCUUAUCCCAUUGAGCUAGCCGGGCGGCGGUUUUUUGUAUACCUCUAAGAAACUUCUAUACCCUCUGUAACAAUAAUGUUAGGAGUAAGUAAUGCGACAAAGUGGUUGCACGAACAGUUUGUGUAGGCUACCGCAUACGCAAAUGCACCGUUGUUCUUUUAACGGUUGUCAUCUGUCGUCAUUUGCCAGUGUUUAAAUGCAGCGUAUCAAUCAGACACCUAGGGAGCUAUCGGUAAUUUCCUCAACAUACAAAGUUUUUUUAAGAGAAAAUAUGGGAAGGAACGUUUGGGAUUUGCUGUGUAACUCUUGUCUGCUUUAUACCGCACUGAGGUAUGGGUGUUAUGGAAACUGGGCGUCUUUUUUUCUCAACAGAGAGUUGCAUCCGGGUACAUUAAGUUAACAGGAGAUAACAACUAUGGCAGACACGAUUACUACCUUGAUCCGGUUGAUUCAGACUCAACAAUUCCUCUGACGAGAGCAGAUGUUUAUGACAGGUUAGUACUUUAAGAACUUUAGAUUCGAGUACGAGAUUUGGCAUCAAGUUUUUUCGCAUAGUCGUAAAAAAUGGACACCCCGGAAAGCUUCAUAGUACUUUUUUGCACCAGAAAAGUUAGCACUGUUAUCUGUUAUUGAAAGCCUGAGGUUAAGCCCCCUCCCGGUCGCAAAAUCACAAAAGCUCAAACAUUUAAUAGCUCGUUUCCGCCACCACGACAUUCUUGCAAAAACUCGCACUAGAAUGACGACGACUAUCACGUUUUCCCGCCAAAAUGACGCUGGUUCACGCGCGAGCAUUCCUUAGUAUUGAGAACAUCUCGUGCUCGUAGUUGUACUCGUCUUAGAAUCUAAUGGUCUCUCUUCUUUCCAAUGAGUAUCCGGUUGUUAAUUAAACUCCAGUGAGCCAAAUGCGGGUUAGAAGACGGGUAGGUCGCGGAAAAGUGGGCGCUUAUGAACCUUCUCCCUUAAGGAACCAAAGAAGCCUAGCUAUGAGGUUUCUUCAGUUGCAAAGAGUGUGGUGAUAGGGAAAAAUGACAAUAAGAACUGUGUUCUUAACUAUGUUUUAACUGUAGGCGAUCAAGCCAAAAUCCGUUGCCUCCAAUACCACGAGACAUGGAAAAUCAGCCCGAACCGGAAUUAGACGAGAGACAGCAGAUGCUGGAACUAGAAGAUAACGGUAUUUUGUCGGGGAACGAGAGCGGUAUAGAACUGGAAGAAACUGGAGUUGAGCAGGAUGAGGCCGUGGAACUGAGACCUAUUUCUCACUCUACAGGAAAGGCGAGAGACUCCAGCUAUAGAAAUACACUCGUCUGA